Ceraceosorus bombacis is the source of this 875-nucleotide messenger RNA. The record is from the annotation of a GenBank genome assembly. NCBI's taxonomy places the organism in Eukaryota, Fungi, Basidiomycota, Exobasidiomycetes, Ceraceosorales, Ceraceosoraceae.
AUGCCGACGACCAUUCGCGUCAGUGGUCAAGCUCAGACCACGCACAAGGCUGAAUUGGCAACGCUGAAACUUCAAAUUCGAUACGAGCACGUCAGCAAGGAGGAGGUGAGCCAAGGUCUGCAUGGCUUGCUUACAUUGCGCCGCAUGGCUUGACUGACUCGUUCCGAGCUGCUGGUCUUGUCUCAGGCCAGCGCUCAAGUCAGAAGAACAGCUGCUCAGCUCUCCGCCAUUCUCUCCGAUCUGGCACCCAAGGAUCCGAAUGGCGCUAUUGCUCUCACCGCGCCCGUCGCGGCGUGGAGUAUGGAGAGCUUGACAGUCACGCUCCCUUGGUAUGGCAUCGACGAUGAUGAGGCAAAACGCAAGAAGCGCAAGUCUGUAGCUCAGGCUGCAGUGGAGGCCACCUUUCGGGACAUUGCCAAGGUGAGAGCGCUCCCGGUUUCAUGAAACAUUGCCGUUCUGAUGGGCACGCCGCUCAACGCUCACCGCGCUGCUCUCUCCCUGACACUGGACAGCUCUCAGACAUCAUCACGACAGUCUCUGCCAUUCCGCACGUCUCCUUGCAGAGGGUAGGAUGGAAGUUGAGAAAAGCUACGCGAGAUUCAUCGCAGAGCGAUCUGCGUCGACGAGCAGCUGGAAAUGCGAGGGUGAAAGCCGAGGAUUACGCCGCCGCGCUGGGCUGCACUGCUUCGCUGAAAUGCGUGGAGGUGAGCGACUUCAAUGCCAGCCCUGGGUGGGGAGCGGCGCGCACGUAUGGAGCGCCUAUGAUGGCAAGAGCAGCGGUUCCAGGCUCUCAGCCCCAGGCUCCAGAUAUUGAGCUCAAGCCGGAAGACAUCGAUGUCAGCAUCGAAGUGCAGACUGUAUGGGAAGCCGAAUAG